AGAGAAUCAUGUCCUGGAUCUGUGCUUCUCAAUUUAAGAAAUAGUCCGGUGAAGUCAUAUCUGUCCAUCCUUAGCACGAGGGAGGCUCUGGCAGGAAAGGAGAAACCUGAAUGGGUGAAGUUUGCCAGUUAUACAGCCUAAGAAAUCAUGCUGGAAACAGAAGGGGCAUAGAGUCUACAUAUCAGCAUCUUGCUUUCAGAUUUGACCUCUGUGGAAGAUCGCUUCCCAAAAUGAACCAUUUACAGAGAAUGAUGAAACCACCUUCUGGAGUUUGAAAAGAGACGAGGCUGCUUUAAGAGAGAAACAGGAAGUUGUAACUAGAAGCCCUCUGAAUGCUAAGCCAUCGCUCCUGAAGUAGCCACAAAGUAGCAGCGUUUAUUCUGAAAUCCCGUGGCUGACCAUCCGCGCUAGGCAAACCUGUUCAAAGUGCUCAUCCCUCACCCAGGGAUUUUUCUGAGCAUCACGUUCAGAGCGGAGAAUGGCGGGGCAGCUUCGGCUUACGUCAGGCAAAGAUGAAGAUCAUUUUCAACACCAGGGAGCAGUGGAGCUGCUCGCCUUCAAUUUUUUGCUCAUCCUUACCAUUUUAACAAUCUGGUUAUUUAAAAAUCAUCGAUUCCGCUUCUUGCAUGAGACUGGAGGCGCGAUGGUGUAUGGUCUCAUAAUGGGAUUAAUUUUACGAUAUGCCACAGCACCCACCGAUAUUGAGAGUGGAACCGUCUAUGAAUGUGGGAAAUUGUCGUUCAGCCCGUCAACUCUGCUGAUCAACAUCACUGACCAGGUUUAUGAAUAUAAGUACAAGAGAGAAAUCAGCCAGCACAAUAUCAGUCCCCACCAAGGCAACGCCAUACUGGAGAAGAUGACAUUUGACCCAGAAAUCUUCUUCAACGUUUUACUGCCUCCCAUUAUAUUUCAUGCAGGAUACAGUCUGAAAAAGAGACACUUUUUUCAAAACUUGGGAUCCAUUUUAACAUAUGCCUUCUUGGGAACAGCCAUCUCCUGUGUGGUCAUAGGGUUAAUUAUGUAUGGCUUUGUGAAGGCCAUGGUGCAUGCUGGCCAGCUGAAGAGUGGAGACUUCCAUUUCACUGACUGUUUAUUUUUUGGCUCACUGAUGUCUGCUACAGAUCCAGUGACAGUGUUGGCCAUUUUCCAUGAACUCCAUGUGGACCCUGACCUGUACACACUGCUGUUUGGGGAGAGUGUGCUGAAUGAUGCUGUGGCCAUAGUCCUCACAUACUCUAUAUCCAUCUACAGUCCCAAGGAGAAUCCCAACGCGUUUGACACUGCCGCCUUCUUCCAGUCGGUGGGGAAUUUCCUAGGGAUCUUCGCUGGCUCCUUUGCAAUGGGCUCCGCGUAUGCAGUCGUCACAGCACUGUUGACCAAAUUUACCAAGCUCUGUGAGUUCCCGAUGCUGGAAACAGGCCUGUUUUUCCUCCUUUCUUGGAGUGCCUUCCUAUCUGCAGAGGCUGCUGGCUUAACAGGCAUAGUUGCUGUUCUCUUCUGUGGAGUCACACAGGCACAUUAUACCUACAACAAUCUGUCAUCCGAUUCCAAACUGAGGACCAAACAGCUGUUUGAAUUUAUGAACUUCCUGGCUGAGAAUGUCAUCUUCUGCUACAUGGGCCUGGCUCUCUUCACCUUCCAGAAUCACAUUUUCAACGUGCUUUUCAUACUUGGAGCCUUUCUAGCAAUUUUUGUUGCCAGAGCCUGCAACAUUUACCCGCUCUCCUUCCUCCUGAACCUGGGCAGGAAACAGAAGAUUGCCUGGAACUUCCAGCAUAUGAUGAUGUUUUCAGGUUUGCGAGGUGCCAUCGCCUUUGCCCUGGCCAUCCGUAACACAGAAUCUCAGCCCAAACAGAUGAUGUUCACCACCACACUGCUCCUUGUAUUCUUCACUGUCUGGGUGUUUGGAGGAGGAACCACUCCCAUGCUGACAUGGCUUCAGAUCCGAGUUGGUGUGGACCUGGAUGAAAGUCAGAAGGAAGAGCCCUCCUCACAGCAGGAAGCAAAUAAGUUGGAUAAAAACCUGACAAAGACAGAGAGUGCACAGCUCUUCAGGAUGUGGUAUGGCUUUGAUCACAAAUAUCUGAAGCCCAUCUUAACACACUCGGGUCCUCCACUGACCACCACAUUGCCUGCAUGGUGUGGACCAGUCUCCAGGCUGCUCACCAGUCCUCAGGCCUAUGGGGAACAGCUGAAAGAGGACGAUGCGGAAUGUAUUGUAAACCAAGAUGAACUCGCCAUGAGUUACCAGGAGCCAGGCUGCUCACCCAGCAGUCCUACCGCAAAGCUAGCUCUAGACCAGAAGCCUUCACUCCAGACUCCGGGCAAGGAAAAUAUCUACGAGGGAGACCUUGGCCUGGGAAGCUACGAACUCAAGCUGGAGCAGACGCGGGGUCAACCACACACAGACUAAUGGGCAUGAUGAGUGCAGAUGAAAUCACAAGUAAUGUAAGACCACGGAGGAAUGCCAAGAGCCUACGAGGCGGUGCAGAGAGACACAAAGAGUAUUAAGAACAUAAAUUGGACAGAAUCAAAACCUUGUCACAUGUAUCCUCCCGUGCCUUCAGAAAUGAGAAUUCAUUCCCUUCCCUCUGUAUUAUGCAACCUCAUUUAAUUAUCUGACAGCCAUUUUUACUGCUGGAUUGGGGGCCAGGCGAGUCAGGUGUGGCUGCCUUACAGAUGAACCAGAUGUGCUGGGUCUGCAGGGGGCUCCUCCUCCUGUUCCUCAGGCAGCUCUCUAGGCCCUUCACGUGGAUUUUGGAUUCUAUUCCCUUAAUUAUGGAGCAUUAAUAACAUGAAAAAAGAGCCUCUGAGCAUAAGCGAUAAUUCUUAUCUCUUAGGACUUGAUUCCACUUGUUCUAACUAACUCUAGGGCUAUGUGCAGAGUCCAGUGAGUGUCCAAUGCCCACUCUUGAUGGCCUCAAAGAAUUUGCAAGAGUUAGAGGCCCUGUUGUUCUUGCUGGCACUCUCUCCAUACUGUUCUUCCCACUACUCCAAGGAGCUGCUUGCCUCCAGGUGUGUCUGUGUUAAGUGCGGGGCCUCCUGCCAGCCUAAGGGAACUCUUUCCAGGGAAAGCUGGUUUCUUUCCCACAUUCUGUGUUUUACUCCAAUGAUGAGCCUUCCCUCCUUGUAUGCACUGGAGCAACUUCUUGGCUCCUGAAUCAGGUUCCCUCUGCAUGUGCAGGCGCCCUGACCUUUUCCAAUUCCAAUAGUGGUCACUGAUUGGUGGCAAAAAGACAAAAAAUAAUAGGGCUGAUGGCAUUUAGACCACAAUGAGGCACCAAGGACAAACACCGAUCUGGACCCACCCUUUCCCAGAGUGGCUCAAGGCUGCAUUGGAGAGACCAACACAAUAGCUUUUAACUCAGCUGCAUGACCUGUGCCUUUGAAGCCAUAUGAUACCUCAAGCCUAGCUUCUCUUGAAAUGCAGACCUUGCUAUUUGGCUCCAAGGAGCAGGCUUCAGACUUAAGAGCCCAAGACAUGAUGGACUUGCUUUUGAGGGAGAUAGAGAAUGAUGUCUUUCUCAGGCCCAAAGCUUAAAACUAAUGCAUGCUUUGCUGACCACUUCUUAAGCCUUAGAGCUGUGGUAUCAGGUAUACUGCUCUGCAUGUCAGUUUUCUUGCUUCGAAAUAGUAGAAACUGGGGAAAACUUUUAUAUUCAGUUAAGUAAAAUCUUAUCAUUUGGGGGAAAUAUGGCAAGUAGAGAAAUUUUCUAAUUUGACAUCAUCCUAAUAAAAUUUUGUUAUGGAGUA
Molecule: messenger RNA, 3753 nt
Organism: Onychomys torridus (southern grasshopper mouse)
Lineage: Eukaryota; Metazoa; Chordata; Mammalia; Rodentia; Cricetidae
Gene: Slc9a9
Product: solute carrier family 9 member A9
Exons: 17
Coding region: 479-2413 (644 amino acids)
Biological process (GO): sodium ion transport; regulation of pH; proton transmembrane transport
Cellular component (GO): recycling endosome; membrane
Molecular function (GO): sodium:proton antiporter activity
Source: RefSeq, a predicted model, not a curated record